AUGAACAUAAAAUCCUCUUCUAUUGCUUCUUUUCUUUUACUACUAUAUACAUUAUUUUUGUUCCCAUUGAGGCUUUCAUUUUUUAUAAAAGAAAAAUCAAUCUUAAUUGAUUGAACAUUUACAGAAAUUAAUUCUUGUCAUAUAAAUAUAACAAUUUUGCUAGACAGAAUUAGAUUAAGAUUUAGUAAUGUUGUUUGUUUUAUUUCUGGAUGUGUUUUAUUAUUUUCUUCCAGUUAUAUAUCAAGAGAUCCUUUUUUAAAACGGUUUACAUGAUUAGUUAUACUUUUUGUAAUAUCUAUAAAUUUAUUAGUUUUUAUUCCAAGUUUACCAGCUCUACUUUUAGGUUGGGAUGGCUUAGGGAUUACAUCUUUUGCCUUAGUGAUUUACUACCAAAAUAAUAAGUCACUAGGAGCAGGUAUAUUAACUUUACUUACUAACCGUAUUGGGGAUGUUAUAAUUUUAUUAUCAAUUGGCCUUUUAGUUCUAAUCGGAAAUUGAAAUAUUUCUUUACUUUGAGAUUUCCCGCUUUUAUUCCUAUUAGUUAUUGCUAUUAUACUAGCAGGAAUAACUAAAAGGGCACAAAUACCUUUUUCAAGUUGGCUACCAGCAGCUAUGGCUGCCCCAACUCCUGUUUCAGCUUUAGUUCAUUCCUCAACUUUAGUUACAGCCGGAGUUUUUCUUUUAAUCCGAUUUUACCCUACUUUAAGAGCAAGAAGAUUUUUCGAAGAAAGUCUUAUAUUUGUUGCAGUUUUAACUUUAUUAAUAGCGGGAAUUGGGGCAAAUUUUGAAAAUGAUCUAAAAAAAGUAAUUGCUUUGUCUACACUAAGUCAAUUAGGUGUUAUAAUAAUAUCAUUAAGUAUAAACCUGCCAAAUCUAGCUCUAUUUCAUCUUUACACUCAUGCUUUAUUUAAAGCUUUAUUGUUUCUAUGUGCGGGAGCUAUUAUUCAUGGUAGAAAUAAUAAUCAAGAUAUCCGAAAAAUAGGCUUAAUUAGAAAACAACUACCACUAACAACAACUUGUAUAAAUAUUGCAAAUUUAUCUCUUUGUGGGGCUCCAUUUUUAAGUGGUUUUUAUUCAAAAGAUUUAAUUUUAGAGAUAGCUUUAAUUUACCCAACAAACUAUCUUAUAAUUUUAAUAACUUUUGUGGCCACAGGUAUAACGGCAGCUUAUACGUUACGCCUUUCAUUCUCUUUAUUAUGAGGAACCCAAAAAAGAGCUUCUCUACAUUCAAAACAUGAAGCAGAUUCAUAUGUAAAUAUUUCAACAUGUGCUCUAGCAAUCAUAGCUAUUAUUAGUGGUAUAUUUUUACAAAUAGUAUUCUUACCUUUUGAAAUAUUUAGAGCAACUUUAAGAAACUUUCAAAAAAGAACAACGAUAUUAGUUAUUAUAACAAGUAUCUUUAUUUCUUUAUUUUUUUGGAAACUAAGAAUUAAUGAAUCAAUAAAAUUUAAAGCUUUUUGUUCUUCAAUAUGAUUUUUAGUACUAUUAUCGACACAACCUGCAGUUAGUUUUUCUAGCGUCUUCGGAAGAAAAUUAAUAAAAACCUCAGAUCAAGGAUGAAUAGAGAUUCUAGGAGGACAGGGAGCUUGAAAAGGAAGAAAUAGGUUUAGAAUCAUAAUUCAGAGUAUACGAAGAGGAAUAUAUAUUAACAUAAUUUUUGUUUCUUUAAUUAGAAUUUUUUUAAUUCUGUUAAUUUCUUAUUUAUUAUAA
Messenger RNA from Pomacea canaliculata, 1710 nucleotides. The record is from the annotation of a RefSeq genome assembly. Lineage: Eukaryota; Metazoa; Mollusca; Gastropoda; Architaenioglossa; Ampullariidae.